UAUAUUGAUGAAUUGAUCCAAUACAGAUGUAGUUCCUGAACCGAAGGAUGAAGAGGGUUCCCGAAUCAUCAGCUUGCCGCGUUUCUUUUAUAUAAGAUCGACCUUGCCGUCUUCGCACUUUCAUUCGUACCAUCCCUGAAUUUUGUACUUCACUGCAGAUUAAUCCAUCGUCUAUUAUCUCGAGUAUUUAGGGAUUCCUUCGAUUGCUAGACGGCUAUGGCGAAAGACGGUCCCAACUGGGAUGGGUUGCUCAAAUGGAGUCUCGCUCACUCCGACGGAACUCGCCCUAAUCGUAAUUUGAGUGAGGAGGAUCGGAGAUGGUUUAUGGAAGCAAUGCAAUCCCAGAGUGUUGAUGUUAUUAAGCGCAUGAAAGAGAUAACCCAAGUGAUGCAGACUCCUGAGCAAGUCUUGGAAGCUCAAGGUGUUAAUCCAGAAGAUAUUGAAGAUAUGCUUGAUGAGCUACAAGAGCAUGUUGAGUCGAUUGACAUGGCUAAUGACCUCCACUCUAUCGGUGGGUUGCAUCCGCUUCUUGGGUUUCUUAAGAAUUCCCAUGCAAAUAUUCGAGCCAAAGCUGCAGAAGUCGUGACCACUAUUGUUCAAAAUAAUCCACGAAGUCAACAACUGGUGAUGGAAUUGAAUGGUUUAGAGUCGCUCCUAUUAAACUUUUCUUCCGACCCCGAUGUCACUGCUCGGACCAAAGCUCUUGGUGCUAUAUCCUCUUUAAUUCGACACAACAAACCUGGUAUUACUGCAUUCCGACUUGCAAAUGGUUAUGCAGGCCUGAGAGAUGCUCUUGGCUCCGAGAGUGUGAGAUUUCAAAGGAAAGCCCUUUACUUGAUCCAUUACCUGCUGCUUGAAAAUGCUUCAGAUUGCCACAUCGUGAAUGAGCUCGGAUUUCCUCGCAUUAUGCUACACCUUGCAUCCAGUGAUGAUGCUGAUGUACGGGAGGCUGCUCUUCGUGGCCUCCUUGAACUUGCCAAGGAUAAGAAAGGUGAGAAUGGUGGAGGAUUAGGUGAAGAUGAUGACAAGUUAAAACAGCUUCUUGAGGAGCGGAUAAAGGGAAUCAGUUUACUGUCACCUGAAGAUCUUGCGGCAGCUAGGGAAGAAAGGCAGCUUGUUGAUUCACUCUGGAAUACCUGCUACAAAGAACCAUCAUCUCUCCGUGAAAAGGGCCUUCUUGUUCUUCCUGGGGAGGAUGAACCACCUCCUGAUGUUGCUAGUAAGCAUUUUGAACCUCCUCUGAGAGCUUGGUCGGAAAGGCCUCCGGCUGAUACAAGUCCUAAAACUGAAAAGAAAGAAACUCCUUUAUUGCUGGGCUUAGGUCCUACACCUGCACCACCCGAGGCUAGAGAUGUUACUUCCAGUUCUGCAGCGAAUACAAACGGAAACGUGGAUUCGACUUCAUAAUUUAAGCUGUACAUUUAGUAAUUUCCACACCAGUUCAAUGAUCUUGCUUUCCCCUUCCUCUGUGACUACAAUGCUGCCAUGAUUGAACUUACGCAACAACUGAGGCGGUCGAUGUCUAGAACAUCGAACUGGUAGUGGCAACACCACUCCUUUCUUUAUAAUCAAGGUUUUAAUGCAGUUUUAUACCUUUCUGAGA
Messenger RNA from Cucurbita pepo subsp. pepo (vegetable marrow), 1603 nucleotides. RefSeq lists its product as uncharacterized. The record is from RefSeq and is a predicted model, not a curated record. Gene Ontology annotation, cellular component: endoplasmic reticulum. Lineage: Eukaryota; Viridiplantae; Streptophyta; Magnoliopsida; Cucurbitales; Cucurbitaceae. Gene Ontology annotation, molecular function: adenyl-nucleotide exchange factor activity.